Molecule: messenger RNA, 7449 nt
Organism: Mus musculus (house mouse)
Lineage: Eukaryota; Metazoa; Chordata; Mammalia; Rodentia; Muridae
Gene: Zcchc14
Product: zinc finger, CCHC domain containing 14
Exons: 13
Coding region: 595-3876 (1093 amino acids)
Molecular function (GO): nucleic acid binding; phosphatidylinositol binding; zinc ion binding
Source: RefSeq, marked validated
ACUCCGCUGGCCGCGGCUGCCCGUGCUCGCGAGCGCGCUCUGCUCAGCUCCGACGGCCCGGGCCGCGAUCCGUCCGCGGGUCCCGCUGGAUCCCUCCGCCGCGCCAGGCCCGUCCGGGCGCCGCGCCCAGCCUCGCAGCGGGUAACGGCCGGCCUGGGCGCAAGCACAGGAGGCGGCAUGGCCGGGGCGGCUCCGUCGGGGGGCGGCCCGCACUGACAGACCCUGCGGCGCGCGGGGAGAUGGGGGCGGCCGCCUCCCGGGCGACGACGACGACGACGAGGAGCGGCCGCCGCCGCUGCCGCGCACCGGCCGCCGCUGGGGACGGGCGCGGGCAGGGCGCCUCCCCGUGAGCGGCGGCCCCGAGGCCGCUCGCCGUCCCCGGCCGCCCGGGCCGCGGCCCCGGCUCCGGCCGCCGCGGGGCCCCUGGCGGGCGGCUCCCCCGGCCCGCGCGCGCCCGGCCCGCGCCCCGUUCGCGCGCGCGCGGCCUCGCCCGGCGCCCGGCCGCGGCCCUGCGCGCCCCCCGGCCGCCCGCGCGCUGCUCCCGGGCCCGGCGGCGGCGGCGGCGGCGGCGGCGGGCGCGGCGCGGGCGGCAGCAUGGUGGAGAAGCGUUGCCCGUUGCAGAGGGACGGCGUGUACCGCUGGUUCUCUGAACUGCCGUCGCCGCAGCGUGUGGAGUUCCUGUGCGGCCUGCUGGACCUGUGCAUCCCGCUCGAGUUGCGCUUCCUCGGCUCGUGCCUGGAGGACUUGGCACGCAAGGACUACCAUUCGCUGCGCGACUCGGAGAUCAAGGCCAACAACCCGGCCGACCUGGGCAGCCUCACCAACCUGACGGACGAGGUGGUGCGCAGCAAGCUGCUGGUGUCGCUGGCCCUGCUGGGCUCGGAGCAGCGCGAGGCGGCGGGCGUCUUGUACCGCACGCUCACGCACACCGACUCCAUCAUCCACAACUACGGGCUGCAGCUCAACGAGGGUCGCACGGGCGAUGAGUUCCUCCUGCUCUUCACCAUGGCCUCUAACCACCCGGCCUUCAGCUUCCACCAGAAGCAGGUGCUGCGCCAGGAGCUCACACAGAUCCAGAGCAGCCUGAACAGCGGCGGUGGCGGCGGCGGCGGCGGUGGUGGCGGUGGCAAGAGCGCGCCCGGGCCCAGCGGCGCGCUGCCCACCUGCUCGGCUUGCCACAAGAUGGCUCCCAGAACUGAGACCCCUGUCAGCAGCAUCAGCAACAGCCUGGAGAAUGCAUUGCAUACGUCAGCACAUUCCACGGAGGAGUCCCUGCCCAAGAGGCCUUUGGGAAAACAUGGCAAAGUGAGUGUUGAAAAGAUAGACCUGAAGGGGUUGUCACACACGAAAAAUGACAGAAGUGUUGAGUGUUCCUUUGAGGUCUUAUGGUCUGAUUCUUCAAUAACAUCAGUAACAAAGUCUUCCUCAGAAGUGACUGAAUUUAUUUCAAAGCUAUCCCAGCUCUGCCCUGAAGAGAACUUGGACAAACUCAUUCCUUGCUUGGCUGGCCCAGAUUCCUUCUAUGUGGAACGUAACCAUGUUGAUUUGGAAGCAGGCCUAAGGUUCUUGGCUUCAGCCCCUUCUCACACGCUGAAGCACGACCACGUUAGGAAGUUCUUCAGUUCUUCAUCUCCCUCCCAACAGCUCCAAAGUCCAAGUCCUGGCAACCCCUCCCUUCCUAAAGUGGGUGCCGUGAUGGGUGUGUCUGGAAGGCCUGUGUGUGGCGUGGCUGGCAUCCCAUCCUCACAGAGCAGCGCCCAGCACCAUCUGCAGCACUCGGCUAGCACAUCUGCCUCCCUGCCCCACUGCUCCCACACAGGGGGCACAGGCUCAGCGCUGGCAUACCGGACCCAAGUGGACAACUCGCCUACCAUCCUUAUGCCCUCCAGUCUGCAGACCCCUCAGCCCCAGGAGCAGAAUGGGAUUUUAGACUGGCUUAGGAAGCUGCGCUUGCACAAGUAUUACCCUGUCUUUAAACAGCUCACCAUGGAGAAGUUCCUGAGCCUCACGGAAGAAGACCUGAAUAAAUUUGAGUCCCUCACCAUGGGAGCAAAGAAGAAACUCAAGACUCAGCUGGAGCUCGAGAAGGAGAAGUCAGAGAGACGGUGCCUCAACUCCUCGGCCCCAUCCUUGGUCACCAGCAGCGGAGUGGCUCGAGUCACCCCCACCAGCCACGUGGGGCCUGUGCAGCCUGGGCGUAGUAGCAGCCACGCUUCAGAGCUGCGGGUGGAGGUGGAGCCGCCGGCUCACCAGCUGCCCCGAGAGGGCAGCUCCUCCGAGUACUCCAGCUCCUCCUCCAGCCCCAUGGGUGUGCAGGUUCGCGAGGAGAGCUCAGACAGCGCCGAGGAGAGCGACAGACGUGUGGACAUCCAUGUCGAGGGGACUGAGAAGGAGAAGCCCGUGAUGCUGCUGGCUCACUUUCCGUCCAGCUCUGCGAGACCCACGGCCCAGGUUCUGCCUGUGCAGAACGAGACCGGCUCCAGCCCUGCCGCUCACCACCCUCUGCCCCCGCAGCUCAUGCCUGCAGCCUCCCACCUGGCGCCUGUCCGCAUGCUGAACUCCGUGCACAAGUCAGACAGGGGCGGAGCGGACGUGAAGCUCCUCUCGUCGUCUGUCCACUCCCUUCUGUCUCUGGAGGAAAGGAACAAGGGCCCUGGUCCUAGAAGUGGCACGAAGGUGGACAAGAGCUUUGGUGGUGCUGUGCUGGACCCACUGCCCUCGGCAGCACCCCAUCCACCAGGGCAGGGCCUCUCGGGCCUUGUAGAGAACAACGCGGUGUCACCUACCGUCUCCUUUGGUCCCCGGGCCAAAGUUGUGCAUGCAGCCACACUGGACAGGGUGCUGAAGACAGCACAGCAGCCAGCCUUGACUGUAGAGAGCAGCUCAGCUACCACAGGGACACCGAGCACCGUCCUGCAUGUGGCCCGGCCACCCAUCAAGCUGCUGCUGGCUUCCUCUGUGCCCGCGGAUGCUGCCAUCGCCGGGCAGACUUCUUGUCCCAACAACGGGCAGAUCAGCGUGCCCCCUGCAAUAAUGAACCCCCGGACUGCUCUGUACACAGCCAACACCAAAGUUGCCUUCUCUGCGGUGAGCAGUGUGCCUGUGGGCCCACUGCAGGGCAGCUUCUGCGCCAAUAGCAACACUGCCUCCCCCAGCAGCCACCCCUCCACUUCUUUUGCGAGCAUGGCCUCUCUACCCAGUUGCCCAGCCCCCAGCUCCAGUCCCGCCCUCUCUUCUGUCCCCGAAAGCAGCUUCUACAGUGGCGGUGCUGGCAGCAGCUCCCCAGGAAACAUUCCUGCCUCAAGCCAGAGCCACCACCAUCACCACCACCAUCAGCAGCCCCCCGCACCCCCCCAGCCUGCACCGCCCCCACCUGGCUGCAUUGUCUGCACGUCCUGUGGGUGCAGUGGCAGCUGUGGCUCCAACGGCCUGACGGUCAGCUAUGCCAACUACUUCCAGCACCCGUUCUCAGGGCCGUCCGUGCUCACCUUCCCUUUCUUGCCCUUCAGUCCCAUGUGUGGCAAUGGCUAUGUCAGUACCCAGCAGUAUGGUGGUGGCUCUGCCUUUCCUGUGGUACACACACCCUACAAUGGCAGCGUGACUCCAGACCCCGUCCUAGGUGGGCAGUCCACGUUUGCAGUGCCACCCAUGCAGAACUUCAUGGCUGGGACGGCGGGGGUGUACCAAGCCCAAGGCCUGGUGGGCAGCACCAAUGGCUCCAGUCACAAAAAGAGUGGGAAUCUGUCCUGUUACAACUGUGGGGCCACUGGCCACCGAGCCCAGGACUGCAAGCAGCCGUCCAUGGACUUCAACCGGCAAGGAACUUUUAGGUUGAAAUACGCCCCUCCAGCAGAAAGUCUGGACUCCACGGACUGAUCCUUUUUUUUUUUUUUUGGCAACAGAACAUUUUAUUAAGCCAUGAAAAAUCACAUAGAGAACUGAAGUCAAGUUGCUGUGGCGCCAUGGAGACCUAAGGAAACCACAGAGAGCUGAAGUCGAGUGGCUGUGGAGCUUAAUGUUUUUAACCCAAAGGUGCUUUACUUAACUAUACUGGAGAGAGUCUAGUGUGCAAGUUCGUCAAACUCGAUUUCAUUGCCAAAUUCCUAGUCUUGGAGCUUGGUCCAAGGAUUGCCUAGUGGACAGCGCUAUGGCAUAUCGUGGCCGUCACACCAUCGCUGCAGCGUGAAGACCUGUCUCCUGAAGCUCGGUGGUCCUUCUAGGCUCACGUAAUUCCAGGGCAGCUAUGCACGACCUGAGUCAAGACUGCAGGUCGGGGUUCUCUCAAGUCCCCCAGUCGGAUCCGGGACCCCUUUCUGGGCUAGGAAGCGCCCGCUGGAUUUUGCUGUUUCCUAAAGUAGGAGCCUCCUCUCUGGCUUCUUAAGGAUUGCACUACCUGACACAGGCCUCUGCGGUCUGGGAGGCAGACUCUGCUGGGACCCGACAAUGUAGGGGACUCCCAUCGGUGGGCAUUGGAGUUGGCACCAGCAGGCUGCUCCGCCAAAUACACCCCGAAGUCGAUUGCAGGGUGUUCUGUAGACACUUGGAGCAGUUCCAGGUUUUUAAUAUCUUUUUCUGUAAACAGAUUUACACGAUAUAGUAAAUAAGUCAUAGCGCACUCUCGACAACUUCAUCUGUAAGGGUCCAGGUCCCAGGGGUCCGUUACCGACCGAGGCUGGAGACCACCCCUCCCGCUGGAGGCUUUGAGCCUGCUCUCUCCAAACAAGAACCAACUCUUGAAGACUGGGGGAUGACUCGGCUUUGUGGGUUGGCUGUGACUGACGCGCCUCAUUCUUCCGGAAGCUGGCAAGCUGUUGUCUCAAAUGGCUUCCCCAGGACCCCAGCCCCAGAGCUCACUGCUGAUGGAUUCAGACUUGACACAGACAUCCAGCAGUAAUGCAGACCUGUGAUUCAUGAACAAAAGACUGGAAACUGUCGGCUUCUUUUGUAUUAGGCUAUGUGUUGAUUGUUAAUUCCGUUAAAAUUGCCUGGAAAACUUCAGUAGAGAGAUGCAAGACUCCUCCUCGAAACCGCUCACCAGUUGCAGUCCAGACCGGGGUGGGGGUGGGUCCUCACUCCUCAGCAUGGUGUAAACGUUCGACACACCACAGCGGAGGCAUAAGGGACUUAAACCUCCCUCCGAGGUUAAAGGGAAUUUUAUGCUCAAAUAACAUUAUAAUGCUAAAGCCUUCGGUAUUAGAAAAUCGAUGGUAAUAUUCUGCCAAGGAUUUUCCAGCCUCCUCCUCAUGGAGAAGAAAAAUCAUAGUCCUUAAACAUUCUUCAGACGGGACAGUCACCCUCAUACAGAAUUAGUGUAAAUCACAAAAUGCCCCAGAACUGGAGGCGUUGUGAUCUAAGGCUUCAUCGUAUUCUAAGAUGGCUUUGUCUGUGGAGACCCACGGAAGGCGUGAGUGUUGUGGAUUCUAUGCAAUGCAGGAUCGGGAGACGGCUGUUCUGUCCAUGGCACAGUAUCACAUCUGUUCUGAGGGGAUGUGAUGAGGCGUUAGGGGAUGCUCUGUUGAUCUCUCACUCAGAAACACUACAAACGUCAAUACAAGAACUGACACAACUUUGCCUUAAAGAGCACCAGACUGGGAUUGGUCGUAUUGUGUUAAUAAGGAAGACUUAGAGUGUUCACUGAUGUUUACGAUUUUAAUAUUUCUGAAGGCCAUCACCGUGGCCUGGGUAUGUGCUGAAAGCCAAACUUUUAAAUUUUUUGGUUUUUUUAAACAAAGAAAUAUUUUAAAUAAAUCCUAUUUCAACACAGAAGUUGUUGAAAACUGUCUCAUAGCAAAAGAAAAAAAAUCAUAUUUAAGUUUUCUGUUUUGUGGUCAGUAUAGGGAAUGGAAGUGUCUUACAGCUGUUGACCUGAAAGACAGCAGUCUUCUGUGGCAACACCCACGUUACCUUGUGGCGGUCAGUCGAGGGGAGCUCCAGCACCAUCUCGGCUGUCCAGGCAGCAGAAGUCUGUGUCUGGAAGCUGCCGGCUGCCUUUGGAAGAGCUGUGUGGUGUGGCAUUUCUGUGAAGCCGAGCGACCGGCCAGCGAGGAUGAAAGGACCAUGGCAGCCUAGAAGCACAGGUGGAUGUUGGCAGGUGGGGCUCGCCCGCCCGAGAGCCUGGAGUCAGCCUGGCCAGCAGGCACUUCCUCAGCAGACGUCAUUGUCACACACCUGACAGACCAGCCCUUUCCCGUCAUUUCUCUAAAACUGCUCAGUCAGAUGGCAGUGGUGCCCAAGUGGGCUGGCCCAGGACUCCCAUCGUCAGAUUCCAAUCCUGUGUUAACAUCUCAGGGUGCAGAGGGGGAUUCAGAUAGGAAGGCGGGCACAACGCUGGAACCAACAGCUCUGUGACCUUUUUGUUGUAGCAAAAUAAUCCUUUUUCUACUUUCCUUUGUCGUUUUUAUUUCAUGGUCAAUAGUGAAAAUUAGAAAGUGUUUUAAUGCUGAGAACUCCUCUAACUGCUGCCGGGCAGGCACCGAGGGACAGGAGCGCUCACAAUGGAGACGGUUGCUCUUGAGCUAUGGUUGGGUGUCAGGAAACCAGUGGCAUGAUUAUCUCCAAAGAUGACAGCAGCUGGCCUCUCAGUACAGCACUCAGCAGUUUCCGUGUGGAACUCAUGAGGCUUCCAGUCGUUUCUGCAGGUCAGCCUGGCUUGUACCACACGCCGUGCACGUGUGCCAUGACAGUCCUGUGAGGACAGCCCGCUGGGAUCGGGUCUCACCCGCCUCUCUCCGUCCCUGCUGUUUGGUCUGAUGGGCUAGUUUUACAUCCAGCUAAUGGGUGACAUUACUUGCCGAAGUCUUAAAAGGUUGCAGGGACUUGGGCUGUCUGUUGAACCUCAUCCCAAGAACAGGCUUGGGGAACUUGAGUAGGGACAGCCAUCCUCUCCAAAAUGCAGGUGACUCCUAUAGAGCAAAUCGGGCGGCCCAAAAAACCAUCAGUCCAGGGAUGUGAUUGCUGACCGACCCUUCCCAGGGUUUCACUGAGAAUGUAGGCACCUGUAGUCAACACUUGGCAAUAUUUCAGAAACCACAUACUGUACUGGCAGGCCCAGGCCGGCGCACUGCUCUGCCACAAGGGGGCAGUAACACAGCCUUCAGCACAGGUCCGUCCCGGAGCACACAGAGGUGUUGGUACCAAGACUGAAACCUUCACAGAUUCUAUUGGGCAUAUUUUCUUUUUAGGAAUGAAGGACAAUUCUCCCAUUUUUGAGCCAUUCUUUUGUCAAUUCUACAAAAUUGCAUGUAACUUUAUAAAUAUUUUUAAAAGAUAUAGUUUUGUAAAUAUUUAAUAUUCUGCUAAUUUGAUUUUGAAUUGUAAAUGUCAAGUAUUCUGUUUUUGGGGUUUUUAUGUUUUAUUAUACUUUGUUAAAAAGGACAAAUUGUACAUUUUUAGACUGUUUUUAUGAGUAAAUUUAAUGUACGGAAAAUAAAAAUUAAAAAAAAAACUCAA